Molecule: messenger RNA, 2659 nt
Organism: Ceutorhynchus assimilis (cabbage seed weevil)
Lineage: Eukaryota; Metazoa; Arthropoda; Insecta; Coleoptera; Curculionidae
Source: the annotation of a GenBank genome assembly
CUUCAUCAACACACAAAAAUAACUGCCUUUGCUUUUAAAAAAUUCCAAUAUUAUUUUUAUUUAUUAUCGAAUUUAUUAAGUAUGAAUUCCGCUAGCAGAUUCAACCCACCCAGUGCCAAAAAGCUGAGAAGAGAAAAAACAACGUUAUCGAGCCAUUCGUCAGAGUCUGAUGGUGAACAAAGUAACAAGGACCCGGUUCACGUUUACUGCAGGAUCAGGCCGUUAAAAGAGGGCUCGGAGCCGACAACUUGCCUCAAAAUCCUUUCCGCCGAUACUCUGGCCCUCAACACGCCAGAUAGCAGAAACACACGCAAAGAAAUCCACUACAAGUUCAAGCACAUCUUUACGGCAUUUUCGCCCCAAGCUGAACUAUUUGCUCAUGUAGCUUACCCCCUUUUAGAAGAUUUGUUGCAUGGGAAGAAUGGCUUGCUGUUCACUUAUGGAGUUACCGGUUCUGGUAAAACUUACACUCUUACCGGAGAUCAAAACGAUCCGGGCAUUAUGCCCAGAUGUAUUGAUACGAUAUUUAAUUCCAUUGCUGAUUAUCAGGCACCGAAAUGCGUUAUUAAGUCGGAUAGGAUGAAUGGCUUCGAAAUUCAGACUGAAGAUGAUGCUAUGCAUGAUCGGUUGCAAGCUGUGAAGAGUUGUUUUACUAAGACCCCGAAAACUCCAAGGAAAGGAAACGGUGACAAAAUCUCCUACUCGAACGAUGGCACAAGAAUCCAAUGCAUCAACGAAAACAACCUCUAUUCCGUAUUCAUCAGCUACGUAGAAAUCUACAAUAACAGCGUCUUUGACUUACUAGACGAAUCUUCUGGAAAAACUCUACAAAACAAAAUUCUACGCGAAGAUUGCCACAAGAAUAUGUACGUUAAUGGAGUAGUAGAAAUAGAGGUGAAAAGUGCUCAAGAAGCUUAUGAAGUCUUCAACGCUGGCCAAACUCGCAAACGAAUGGCUUCGACAUCUCUAAACUCUGGUUCAAGCAGGAGCCAUUCCAUUUUCAACAUUAGAGUUGUUCAAUUGGAAAGAUAUGCCACCAACAGUCACGGUCAACCGAUGAUACCCAAUGAAAACAUGAUAAAAGUUGGCCAAUUGAGUCUUGUAGAUUUGGCCGGCUCCGAACGUACCAACAGAACUAACAAUACAGGAAUGAGACUCAAAGAAGCGAGCAGUAUCAACAAUUCUUUGAUGUCUUUGAGGUCUUGUUUGGAGAUUUUGAGGGAAAAUCAAAUGAAUAAGGGAAACAGGCUGGUGCCUUAUCGUGACAGUAGAUUGACCUUCAUAUUCAAGCAUUAUUUUGAAGGAGAUGGUACUGUUAAAAUGGUUGUAUGCGUUAAUCCUUCCUUAGAGGACUUUGAAGAAAAUAUUCAAGUAUUAAAGUUUGCCGAAAUGACUCAGGACGUGAAAAUUGCAAAGGCCGAAGUCAAAUACACUCCUAUUAAAAAAACUAUUAGCAGAAACAAAGAAAAUCAAACCCCAGCCAAAUCCGUUACUAAAUCAGCAUCAUCAUUUACAUUAUUGCCAGAUGUGCCAAUAGUGAAACUCAAUUUGGAUGCUACAGAUGAAUGCCGGUCAGCUAUUGACAAAGUCAUAAAAGUACUUAAACUGCGCGCAGCUAAAUCCAAACAUUUAGACAAGGAUAUUGAUGAGAGGCAACAGGAGUUGCGGAAAAAGUUGGUUACAUUGAAUCAGCAAUGUGUGCUGACUAGUGCCGAAAUGAAGAGUUUGAAAACGAUGAUACAUAAGGAAAAACAAAAAUCGCGCAACUUACAUCUGAAAAUGACAGACAUUGAAUCUGCCAAUCAAGAUUUGCAAGGCAAAAACGAAGAGCUUGUAGAUAUUGUAAGGUCCUUAAAGAACACUGUCAACGAAAAGGACUUGAAGAUUAACCAUUACAUUUUGGAAAAGGAUAGGACAAAGCAGAAACUUGUGUUGGAAAACGAAAAAAAGAACCAAGAGCUGGACGCCAAAUUGAGACGUCAACGAGCCCACCUGAACGCAGCGAUGAAAGCCAAAGAUGAAAAGUUGAGAAUGGUCAAGGGAAUAAUCGACGCUGAAAUGCCGCCAGUAGAAAUGAAUACUAUUGAUUUGGAUUUGGCCGAUCCGGUAAAAUCCAGGGACUCGCAAAUUACUCAGACACCGCAAAGUUUUUCGCAAUCGCACGUUUAUAGAAGGAAUUUGACUCCGGGCCCUGCAACAAAAUCGAGAAGAUCUAGAUCAGCUGGUGAAGUCUGGUUGGAACACAAUGUAAUCAAACCGUGUCCUUUGGGUACGGUUAUGCAACCGUCAAUGAAAAAACGUAAAUCGGUCUCGAAAUUAGACAAAGCUAGUGACAUUACGAACCCGAAGCAAAGCAAAUAUUGCUUGGUGGCUCAAGAACCCGACACCGAUGGAGAAAUUGAAACUAAACUUUACAAAGCCGACAUUGUACCGACUUGUGGAGGCGGAGCUCAAGUGAUUUUUAAUGAUGUGGAAAGGUUGCGACAGGAAUCGCCUACCAAAAGUCCAUAAUACCGUUAUUUUUUUCAUGGAAUUAAUUUUUUGUUUUUAAUUAAGAAUUACUUACUUUAAAUUAUUUUUAGUAGAUUCAUUUGUAUACAUUUUAGUUUUAGUUUGUUUUACCCUUGGUCGUACUUAAAAUAUAUUAUAUAAUAUUCUA